Molecule: messenger RNA, 939 nt
Organism: Panicum virgatum (switchgrass)
Lineage: Eukaryota; Viridiplantae; Streptophyta; Magnoliopsida; Poales; Poaceae
Exons: 2
Source: RefSeq, a predicted model, not a curated record
AUGAUGCGGCAGAGCCGCUGUCGGGCGAGGGGCACGCCGCAACACGGCCGCAGCGCAGACAAAGGCCCGGCCCGGGCGGCGCUGGGCAGUGGGCGCGCGGGCGAGAGCGAGGACAGCGACGUGCGCGCCCGCUCCGGGCGGAUACUCCCAGAGAGCCCAAGCGGAUGGCCGGCGUGGGCCGUGGCAAGCGGCAGGGGCCGGUUCUACGGCAGCAGCCUCCCGCGGCCGCGCUUCUUCCCGGGCGACCGUGUCGACCCGCUGCCGUCCGUCACCGAGCCGGUCCUCGCCUGGGCGCAGGAGGCGCACUUAUCCAUGGGCGGCCUCGGCGUCAAGCGCCUCCGCCUCCAGGGCCGCAUCGAGGGGUCGCCGCGUCGCUCGCCGCGCUCGGACGACGGAGCCAGCGACGGUGACUCCGACGAGGAGGAGGCCGUGGUGCAAGAGCGGAUCCUGAAGCGGGAGGUCGUCGACGACGACGAGGACUCCGACGGGUCCGACCAGUCGGAGGAGGAGGAGGACGAUGAGUCCCUCGCCACCAUCGCCACCGCGUCCAAGAGGAAGCGCGCGAGGAAGCUCAGCGACGAGUUCGACCGCAUCGCCGCGCAGCAGGAGCUGGAGAAGAAGCAGAAGGCGGCGGCCGGAGCUCGAGCGGCGGCGGGCGCGGUCGGUGGCGGUGGGCGGCGGCCGGCCCUGCGGGAGCCCGAGCGGAUGCGGGUGUGGCAGGUGGCGGCGGCUGGCCCCGCAGGAGCCCAAGCAGCGGCAGGUGUGGGCGCGGUGGGAGUAGAGAGCGGCGGUGGUUGGAGCAAGGGAGCAAGGAGACGGCGGGCGGGGCCGGCUGCGAGCUGCGCAGGAGGGCGGGCGACAGCCGGUGGCAGAAGCUUCUCCGCGCGAUGGGGAUGGAUGAGGCAGACAGUAGUGGAUAAGGAGAGAGAGAAUGGAAAG